This is a messenger RNA of Heterobasidion irregulare TC 32-1, 1500 nucleotides long. RefSeq names its product cytochrome P450 monooxygenase 51 (gene cyp51). NCBI's taxonomy places the organism in Eukaryota, Fungi, Basidiomycota, Agaricomycetes, Russulales, Bondarzewiaceae. The record is from RefSeq and is a predicted model, not a curated record. The coding region runs from base 1 to 1500 and encodes 499 amino acids. Gene Ontology annotation, molecular function: iron ion binding; oxidoreductase activity, acting on paired donors, with incorporation or reduction of molecular oxygen; monooxygenase activity. The transcript is spliced from 11 exons.
AUGGUACUUGGAGGCCUCACUCUCACUGAAUGUGUCUUUGCAUUGACGUCGGCACUGUUAGGGGUCAGGUGGUACUUGAAGCGUGGUUCUAAUCUCGACUCCAUCCCCACAGUCGGCUUUUCGGGUCCUAUCCUCUCCUAUAUCACCGCUGUACAGUACUUGUUCAAAGGCAACGAGCUCGUUCAAGAAGGAUAUGACAAGUACAAGGGUGGUCUGUUCAAGAUCGCCAUGUUGGAUCACUGGGAAGUGAUCGCUAGCGGUUCACAGACAAUCGAGGACGUCCGAAAAGCCUCUGAUUCUGUCCUGAGUUUCAUGGACGCCGUGGCGCGGACGCUUCAAGUGGAAUACACUCUAGGACCGGAAAUCCACCACAACCCCUAUCACGUCAGCAUAAUUCGCUCUCAGCUCACCCGUAACUUGGGCGCACUCUUCCCUGAUGUUCGCGAGGAAAUCGUUGCCUCAUUCAACGACAUCAUUCCGGCAAAAGAUGAAUGGGUGAAGUACCCAGCUAUGGAGACUCUCAUGAAGAUCGUCUGUCGGACAAGCAACCGCAUCUUUGUCGGAGCUCCUCAAUGUCGCGAUCCAGACUAUAACCAGUUGAAUGUAAAGUUUACCAUCGAUGUCGUCAAAGCCGCCCUGGUUAUCAAUCGGUUUCCCGACGUCCUGAAACCACUCGCAGGCCGACUUUUUACCAGCGUCCCUGGCUCCAUCAGACGUGCCAUCCGCCAUCUAGCUCCUAUUAUAGAGGACCGUCGUGCAAAACUACGUGAUCUCGGUGACGACUGGAACGAUAAGCCUAACGACAUGCUCAUGUGGUUGAUGGAAGAAGCGCGGGGCGACGAGCAAUCAACCCGGAACCUAGCUCUGCGCAUUCUCACCGUGAACUUCGCCGCCAUCCAUACCUCGUCCAUGAGCUUUACCCACGCUCUGUAUCCUCUCGCGGCCAACCCAGAAUACGCCCGUAUCCUGCGCGAGGAAGUCGAGUCCGUCGUGGCUACGGACGGCUGGACGAAGCUCGCGAUGGGCAAAAUGCACAAAGUCGACAGCUUCCUCCGAGAAUCCCAGCGGUUCGACGGGCUCGGAGUUUUGACCAUGCAACGUCACGCUCUGAAGCCCUUCACCUUCUCGAAUGGCCAGAUGGUCCCUACUGGGACGCUGCUGUCCUGCACGUCGAUGUCGGUGCACCACGAUGCCGAAAACUACACGAACGCGGACGUAUUCGACCCGUGGCGGUUUUCCGAUAUGCGCGAGGGCGAGGGCGAAGCAGCCAAGCACCAAAUGGUCUCCACCACCCCCGAAUUCCUCGCGUUCGGACACGGCAAGCACGCCUGCCCUGGUCGGUUCUUCGCUGCGAACGAGCUCAAGGCCAUGCUCGCGCACGUCGUGAUCACCUACGACGUGAGGUUCGAAGACGGCGGCGCGCCCCCGCCCAACCUCUACGUCGGCUCGGCCUGCGUCCCCGGGAAAGGACACGUCCUCUUCAGAAAGCGCCAGGUCUGA